AAUGAAGGAAUUGUGUAAACUGCAUAGUAAUGCAAUAUACAUACAUACAUGCAUGUAUAUGUAUUUGUAUGUACAUGUAUACCACUAUAUAGUAUACAGUCAUUUUCUUUUGCUUGUGUUGCAAUGUUGAUAGUGUGGCAUUGAACACGGUGUUGGUUAGAACGUUAGGUUAGAGCAUGCGAGUUUGUGGAAUGCAUUUUACAUCAGACAAUUAUUAGAAUAUGUUUCGAUCAACGAGGUGUUUGAUAUUCGCGUUGCAUCGCGUGAAAGAUCGCGGUUGUCUGCACACGUGCUCUCAGCACUUGUCAGACGUCACCGAGUAUGAAUCUCCUAUUACAGAUGAAUAUAAAAAGGGUCCACAAGAGGGUAGAGCCCUUUAUUUGGAUGCUCAAGCUACUACCCCGCUGGAUCCUCGGGUAUUGGAUAAAAUGAUGCCAUAUAUGACAGUAUACCAUGGCAAUCCACAUUCCAGAACUCACAUGUAUGGUUGGGAGUCGGAAGCAGCAGUUGAGCAUGCUCGCAAACAAGUUGCAGAUCUCAUAGGAGCAGAUAAGAAGGAAGUGAUAUUUACAUCAGGUGCAACAGAAUGUAAUAAUAUAGCUGUAAAGGGUGUAGCAAGGUUCUACAAAUCGAGAAAAAAUCAUGUUGUGACGACCCAAACAGAGCACAAAUGUGUGUUGGAUUCAUGUAGAGCCUUGGAAGCAGAAGGAUUUGAUGUAACAUACAUUUCUGUUAAUGCAAAUGGUCUUAUCGAUCUCAACGAAUUAGAAGCAGCUAUUAAACCAACUACGUCCCUUGUUUCUGUAAUGAUGGUGAAUAAUGAAAUCGGUGUUAAACAGCCUAUCAAAGAAAUUGGCGCCAUUUGUAGGAAGAAGAAAGUUUUUUUCCAUACAGAUGCUGCACAAGCUGUUGGGAAAGUGCCAAUCAAUGUUAAUGCUAUGAAUAUUGAUCUUAUGUCUAUUAGUGGUCAUAAGUUAUAUGGUCCAAAAGGGAUUGGAGCCUUAUAUGUUAGAAGACGGCCACGAGUGCGUGUGGAGCCAUUGCAAAGUGGAGGUGGACAAGAAAGAGGAAUGAGAAGUGGCACUGUGCCUACCCCUUUAGCUGUAGGAUUGGGUGCUGCUUGUGAGCUAGCACAAACCGAAAUGGCAUACGACCACACAUACAUCAACAUGCUAUCAAAUCACCUUAUUGAGAAGAUAAUGUCAAACUUGGCGCACGUUGUGCGAAACGGCGAUCCUGUGGCUUGGUAUCCAGGCUGCGUGAAUCUAUCGUUUGCGUUUGUCGAAGGUGAAUCAUUAUUAAUGGCUCUGAAAACUGUAGCGCUUAGCAGCGGUUCGGCUUGCACCAGCGCCAGUUUAGAGCCCAGUUAUGUGCUGAGAGCGAUUGGUACUUCGGAAGAUCUGGCUCAUUCCAGUAUUAGGUUUGGCAUUGGACGAUUUACAACGCUCGAAGAAAUAAAUUUCACCGCGGACAAUACGAUAAAACAUGUGAAGCGACUUCGGGAUAUGAGCCCAUUGUGGGAAAUGAUGGAAAGUGGUGUGGACUUGAAAACUAUCAACUGGACUCAGCACUAGUGCCUCAUUAUCGCGUGUAGUCUUUACGACUUUAAGUAUACAUAGUAUGUAUGUUGAUUAAAUAUAUAUAAUAAUAUCAAUCGUAAAUUACAUUAAUAGAUCAAGCCUAGUCGAGCAAGAGGUAUAAUUUCUUACAACGUAUAAUAAUAAAUUUUUAUUUAAAAGUCUUCACCGUCAUGUAUGUUAGAUUCGAUCUGUGAUCGCGAUACGUCAUUAUAUAUGUACAUCACGUUCGUACAUUCUUCCAUCCUCUCUUUUUGUAACUUUUCCUCAUAGAAAAGUCACAUGUGAUAGAUGUUUGAUAUAAAAAUUUAUGUUAUAAUUCAUGUUGAGCCUUGGUAGUUCUCAAAGAAUUACACAUGUCGUGUUUGUGAUCACAGAUUAACAUAAACAUGACGGGUCAGCUGCUUCGUCGAUGUAGGAAAUUUUAAAUCGAUCCUUGUCCAUCUCGUGAAGUUCCAUUCGCGACCGAUUAGCUUCCACCAGAUGUUGUGCUAUAUCCUCAAACAUCUCAUUAAUUCCUUCACCAGUUUUACACGAAGUUUUGUAUAUUCCCGAAAUCAGAUUAUGACAUUGUUCACUGGAAAAGAUUCAUCUUUCUCACAAUUUAUAUCAAAACUUAAUUUAAGCUAAUUAUAAGAGAGAACUAUUAACAAUCAUUACCAAAAUUGUUCCAUCUCUGCAUCUGUGACUUGCGGUGCAACGCUUUCCACAUCACUUUUGUUCCCACAAAGGAAUAUUUUUGCAUUUUCUGCAUAUGUAACUAUGUCAAGCAAGUGUUGAGAUAAUAAAUGAAACGACGUUGAGUUA
Nylanderia fulva is the source of this 2384-nucleotide messenger RNA. RefSeq names its product Nfs1 cysteine desulfurase (gene Nfs1). Gene Ontology annotation, molecular function: cysteine desulfurase activity; pyridoxal phosphate binding. The record is from RefSeq and is a predicted model, not a curated record. NCBI's taxonomy places the organism in Eukaryota, Metazoa, Arthropoda, Insecta, Hymenoptera, Formicidae. Gene Ontology annotation, biological process: [2Fe-2S] cluster assembly. Gene Ontology annotation, cellular component: mitochondrion; nucleus; cytosol.